UUCAUAUCACCCUUUUUGUUUCUCUCUUUGUCAUUGAAACCUUUUCACCCCCUUCAUAUAUCCUUAAUUCAGCAAUGGCGAGCCACGACAAAGCCCAAGAAUCUAGCACAACCAAAAAGGGCAUCUCGCGAAGCAACAAAGCUGGUCUCCAAUUCCCUGUUGGUCGUGUUGCUCGAUACCUUAAGACUGGCAAGUAUGCUGAGCGUAUCAGUUCUGCUGCUCCCGUGUAUCUCGCCUCUGUUCUUGAAUAUCUUGCUGCUGAGGUUUUAGAGUUGGCCGGAAAUGCUGUAAUGGACAACAAGAAGACUCGAAUUAUGCCUCGCCAUAUCCAAUUGGCAGUUAGGAAUGAUGAAGAGUUAAACAAGCUUCUCGGAGAUGUGACCAUCGCUAAUGGUGGUGUGAUGCCUAACAUUCACAGCAUGUUGCUUCCUAAGAAGGUUGGGACCUCGACCUCAACCUUUAUGGGUGCUAGUGUCAAUGACAAUGAUGCUUAAAUGUUUUUUUUUUUUUUGCCUAAGUUUGACCCAUGUUCCCCUUUUGUAAUAUGGGUUCUUUAUGAUUGAAUAAUUCAUAAUGUCAAGAUUGGCAUAAUAUGAUAACAAAUUGGGUUUAUGUCAAUCUUUUCUC
This is a messenger RNA of Glycine soja, 627 nucleotides long. Its product is annotated as probable histone H2A.3. Gene Ontology annotation, molecular function: protein heterodimerization activity; structural constituent of chromatin; DNA binding. The transcript has 2 exons. Lineage: Eukaryota; Viridiplantae; Streptophyta; Magnoliopsida; Fabales; Fabaceae. The record is from RefSeq and is a predicted model, not a curated record. Gene Ontology annotation, cellular component: nucleosome. The coding region runs from base 75 to 494 and encodes 139 amino acids.